AUGGCUCCAUCUGCUGGAUGUGCCAGGUCUCGACGGGUUCUCCAGCCAGGACUAAUUGGGGCUGAUUGGGAGCUGACUUGGGAUGCAAAGAGGGGCCUGGAAUUACAGGAGACAGAGAGAGUUCUCCUGGUCAGUUGCCAGAGAGUUCAGGAUGAAUUAAGGAUAUCUGAUUUCACUGUGGACACGGCACCCAACAAAGCCAUCCAGCUUCUGAAAGAGGAGUGUUGGAAGUUGAACUUCUUGCACCUAAAGGAUGAGACAUGCCAGGCCACUGAGCUCACUGAGCUGUAUGGGCAUUCUGAGACCUCUUCAAAGGAAACUCUGAUUGAAGAGAAAAGUCCAAAGACCAAGUGCCCGUCCAGCGUCGCUGGGGCUGCUGACAUUGACAACACCAAUGAGGAGGCUUCAGAGGAGUCUCCGAAUAACAAUGUGGUGGACUUUCAGGAUGAGUCGCUGGCCCUGGUCAGUGUGGAGAAAGACGCUGCUGGAGAUGGAAAGUCCCUCAGCAAGGUGGUGAAGCCCAAAGGGUGUCUGAAGGAGAGCUGCAAGGAUCAGCUAACCCCAACAAUCUAUGAUAUGAUUACGGAACUACCAAAGUCCUAUUUCGGAUCCACUGAGAGCCUUCCUGAGAUGUGUAUCAGAGGUCCAAAUGUGUGCAGUGGAGUGCCUGAUGUGUCAAAUGCAGUGGGAGAGGUGUCCAGUGACACAAUGACGACUGAAGCUGCUGAAGACCUUCUGGACACUGGAAAUGUCCUGAGAAAGGUGGUGCAGCUAUCCACCAAGAGCCAUGCUGAGGUGUGCAAUGGAGAGGCUGAGGUGUGCAGCGGAGGUCCUGAGGUGUGCAGCGGAGGUCCUGAGGUGUGCAGCGGAGGUCCUGAGGUGUUCAGCGGAGGUCCUGAGGUGUGCAGCGGAGGUCCUGAGGUGUGCAGCGGAGGUCCUGAGGUGUGCAGCGGAGGUCCUGAGGUGUGCAGCGGAGGUCCUGAGGUGUGCAGCGGAGGUCCUGAGGUGUGCAGCGGAGGUCCUGAGGUGUGCAGUGGAGGUCCAGAGGUAUGCAGUGAAAUGCCUGAAGUGUACAGUGAAUGUCCUGAGGUGUCCAGUGAGGUGUUCAGUGAGGUGCCUGAGGCACCAAACGCAGUGGAAAAGGUGUCCAGUGAUACAAAGACAGAGGCUGCUGAAGAACUUCGGGACACUGAAAAUGUCCACAGCAAGGUGGUGAAAUCCAAAGGGUGGCUGAAGGAGGGCUGGGAAGAUCAGCUGACCAAAGACUUCAAUGAUAUGAUUGCAAGACUCCCAAAGUCCUAUUUUGGAUCCAACGAGAGCCUUCCUGAGCUGUGCAGCGGAGUGCCCGAGGUGUCGAACGCAGCGGAAGUGGUGCGCAGUGACACAAAGAAGCAGAAGAAAAAUGGCGUUCUACGAUUCUUCCGACGUGUGUGGAAGUUCUUCACAUGUACCAACAGCCUCCCAAAAGAGGAGUGACUCAAGCACACACAA
Oncorhynchus gorbuscha (pink salmon) is the source of this 1491-nucleotide messenger RNA. RefSeq lists its product as uncharacterized. Lineage: Eukaryota; Metazoa; Chordata; Actinopteri; Salmoniformes; Salmonidae. The transcript is spliced from 5 exons. The record is from RefSeq and is a predicted model, not a curated record. Bases 1 to 1476 code for a protein of 491 amino acids.